Brugia malayi is the source of this 495-nucleotide messenger RNA. RefSeq lists its product as uncharacterized. The record is from RefSeq and is a predicted model, not a curated record. NCBI's taxonomy places the organism in Eukaryota, Metazoa, Nematoda, Chromadorea, Rhabditida, Onchocercidae. Bases 1 to 495 code for a protein of 164 amino acids. The transcript has 4 exons.
AUGUUAUCGAAACUAAUUUUGCUGUCAUUAAUUACUUUCAUUUGGUUUGGCACAAUUUGCAGAGCAGAGGAGGAAAAGGGGAAAUGCGGCCAUCCAAAAACAGAUUACAGUCCAUGUGUCACUAGGAGUCAAAGCGACGUACUGUUCCGCCAAUGUUGCCAACUAUACGUACCAGAAGGAUGCCAUGAUUUAUGUCAAUACGAAAUUGAAGAGAUUCCAGCUCGAAAUUUGUUAAUAAAAACAAUUGCAUCUAAAAAAUGUGGCCUGAAACAUAUCAGUGCUAUACUCUAUUGUGCUUCACAAAAUCAGGAUAAUCGCAAAUGUUGUCAUCAUUUGAAUUUAGCGGACAAUAAAUUAGGAGUUGGUGAUCGUUGCUUACGAUUUUGUGAUCCAGCAGGACAAGGAAUUAAUGCCAUCAGUAAGAGUGAUGCAACGUGUCUGUUUAACUUGAACGUAAUAUUAUACUGUCAUCAAAGUGGUAUCCCACUAGAUUGA